CCUUGUGUCAACAUGCCGCUUAACUAGUCAGACUGGUCUGAGUGUUAGCGGCGGCCGACGACUUCUACACACAGGUGCAGGACAAAACAAGUGACGAUGAGCAACCUGAAAGUGCACGUGGUUCGUCUGAAGCCUGGAGACGAGGUGAAGGAGAAGCUGGAGGAGUACGUGAAGCGGGAGGCGGUGAGGGGGGUGGUGGUGAUGACCUGCUGCGGCUCCGUCGUCAGCGCCACACUCCGUCUCGCUGCGGGACCCGACGGUGCUACCAACAAGAUCGAAACGUACAAGAAGCACUUCGAGGUGGUUGGGAUGUCUGGGACGAUCAGCCCGAGUGGGACCCACCUGCACAUCUGCCUCAGUGACCACCAGGGCGCCGUGGUGGGCGGUCACGUCAUGGGCGAUCUCGUUGUCUUCACCACCAUGGAGGUCGCUCUCGGAGAAGUAAUUGAUGUUACACUUGGCCGUGAACACGACCCUGCUACAGGCUUUGAUGAGCUAACUGUCACUAAAGACAGAGCCUAAACCAUAACUCUCACAGGCUACAGUAAUCUUACCGAAGCCUAAGGUAAUCUUUCCACAGGCUUCGUUGAAAUGGCGAAUGAAUGAAAUGGCGACCAAGCCUGAACAACCCCAUCAAGAGCUUCAAUAAACUGACUUAAGGUAAUUAGUCUCAAUAUAAAUGUUAAUAAAUUAAUGAAAAUA
This is a messenger RNA of Procambarus clarkii (red swamp crayfish), 702 nucleotides long. Its product is annotated as bifunctional protein GlmU. Lineage: Eukaryota; Metazoa; Arthropoda; Malacostraca; Decapoda; Cambaridae. The record is from RefSeq and is a predicted model, not a curated record.